AUGUGCAAGCACGAGAUGCACGCCUUUCUCCGGGCGCUGCCCAAAUGCGAACACCACAUCCAUCUCGAGGGAUGUCUCAGCCCGGCCAUCUUAUUCCAUCUCGCCAAGAAGAACAGUAUCGCGCUCCCAGAUCCCGCGCUACGACCGGAAUACACCUCAGUCAAAACGUUGGAGCAGCGAUACGAGAAAUUCGAGUCGCUGCAAGACUUCCUCGAUUGCCACUACCUCGCCAUGUCGGUUCUGAUGGAUGCUGCCGACUUUGAAAUGCUGGCCUGGACGUAUUAUGAAAAUGCGCACGCGGACGGAGUUCACCACGCCGAGGCAUUCUUUGACCCGCAAUCGCACACCACACGCGGGAUUCCGCUCGAGACGGUCGUGCAAGGCUACGAAGCCGCGGGACGAAGAGCAGAGGCGGAAUUCGGCAUGAGCACUUCCCUAAUCUUGUGCUUCCUCCGCCAUCUGCCAGUGGAAUCCGCAAACGAGACUCUACAAGCCGCCGCGAGUAGUGGAGUCUUCAGCAAGGAUUCAUCCGUCAUUGCCGUCGGUCUGGACUCAUCGGAGGUGCCAUUCCCGCCCCAUCUAUUUCAAGACCCGUACAAGCAAGCCAAGAACCUGGGAAUUCAUCGGACAGCCCACGCCGGAGAAGAAGGCGAUCCAAGCUACAUCCGUCAGGCGCUGGAUCUCCUCGACUGCGAACGAAUUGACCACGGUCUCCGCUUGGCCGAGGAUGCCGAUUUGAUGCGUGAAGUUGCUUCCAGGAAAAUCCUCCUCACCCUGUGUCCUCUGUCAAACGUCUACCUCCGAUGUGUGGACAAGAUUGCCGAUUUACCGAUCCGACGCUUCCUCGAUGCCGGCGUGCCCUUUUCGCUCAAUAGCGACGACCCUGUAUAUUUUGGUGGAUACAUCUUGAACAACUACUGCGCGGUGCAAGAAGCGUUCAAUCUGAGCGUCGAGGAAUGGCGUAGCAUAGCACGUGCAUCGAUUGAGGGAAGUUGGAUAUCUCAAAAGAGACGGAGCACACUCUUCCAACUGGUAGAUGAUUGCAUCGCGAAGCACACUUGA
Messenger RNA from Neohortaea acidophila, 1062 nucleotides. RefSeq lists its product as uncharacterized. The transcript has a single exon. Gene Ontology annotation, biological process: adenine catabolic process; purine ribonucleoside monophosphate biosynthetic process; hypoxanthine salvage. Lineage: Eukaryota; Fungi; Ascomycota; Dothideomycetes; Mycosphaerellales; Teratosphaeriaceae. Gene Ontology annotation, molecular function: adenine deaminase activity. The record is from RefSeq and is a predicted model, not a curated record. Gene Ontology annotation, cellular component: cytosol; nucleus. Bases 1 to 1062 code for a protein of 353 amino acids.